UCACUGACGCAGAAGCGUCGCUGAGAAGAAGCAGAAGAAGACGCGCUGGAGAUGGCCGCUUCCAUGUCGUGAAUGUGAAGACUGACAAAGAUUACUAUUUUAUCCAACUGCUGAACUCGUCGAAAUCAUAUUCGAAUCAUAUACCAUACCGGCUUCUGCUGUACACCCCUGCUCAACUAUUGCUGUCCAACGGCGGACUGAUAGUCCAGACUGGCUUCAGCGGUCACUUCCUCCCAAAUGAAGGACGGCAGGGAGAACUCGAACACCGCUGCUGGAAGUUUUGCCACAAAUCUGGACCACACAAAGCCAUGCUGGUACUGGGACAAGAAGGAUCUGGCCCACACCCCGUCCCAGUCCGAUGGCAUGGAUCCAGCCAUAGAGGCCCGGUACAGACGAGAGGGAGCCCGCUUCAUUUUUGACGUCGGAACGCGUCUGGGACUACAUUAUGACACUCUGGCAACUGGAAUAACAUACUUUCAUCGUUUUUACAUGUUUCACUCUUUCAAACCGUUUCCCAGAUAUGUGACUGGGGCUUGUUGUCUUUUCUUGGCUGGUAAAGUGGAAGAAACCCCCAAGAAGUGUAAAGACAUCAUUAAAACGACUCGCAGUCUGCUCAAUGACGUGCAGUUUGCGCAGUUUGGAGAUGAUCCGAAGGAAGAGGUCAUGGUCCUGGAAAGAAUUUUACUUCAGACAAUCAAGUUUGAUUUACAAGUGGAGCACCCCUACCAGUUUCUGCUGCGCUACGCUAAACAGCUCAAAGGUGACAAGAACAAAGUUCAGAAGCUUGUGCAGAUGGCAUGGACCUUUGUCAACGAUAGCCUCUGCACAAUGUUGUCCCUUCAGUGGGAGCCCGAGAUCAUAGCCGUGGCAGUCAUGUACCUCGCCGGCCGCCUGUGUAAGUUUGACAUUCAGGAGUGGACGUCUAAGCAGUCGUCUCGCCGCUGGUGGGAGCAGUUUGUGCAGGAUGUCCCGGUGGAGCUGCUGGAGGACAUCUGCCACCAGAUUCUGGAUUUGUACUCUCAGGGCAAGCAGCCGAUACCCCAGCAGCCUCAGAUACUGGAGAAAGAGAAACCACCGCCCCCUCCUGCUGCUCAGCCGGGCCAGUCGGGGGGGCAGAACCCACCUGCUCAACCUCCCGCCAAAAAAAACUCCCCCCAGGCCAGCCCAACCACCAAGAUGAAACGACAACAUGUCUCUCCUAAAGACGAACCUAAAGCUCCAACAGAGCAGGUUGGGUCUAAGAUUCCUCGCCUGGAGAGUCCUAUGCCCCCUCUUCCUGUGUCCCAGCCCCCAGUGUCUGCUCACACAGACCGCAAGCCUCCGUCUGUGAUCCCGGCUCCUCCCGCUGAAGCAGAACCGGCCGCAUCAGCUGACAUGGAUCCAGCACAGGGCCCGGCUCCUCCCCUGCCCCACGGGGCCCCGCCCCCUCUACCUCACCGCCCCCCACCCCCUCCUCCCUCCAGCUAUAUCAUGGGAAUGUCCACGUCCAGUUCCUACAUGUCGGGCGAGGGAUUUCAGAGUCUGCAGUCCAUGAUGAAGACCGAAGCGCCCUCUUACGCGCCCAUGCCCCCUUCAUUUGGGCUCCCGUACCACCCGCACGUCUAUUCACAUGCAAACCCCCCGCCUCCAGGCCCUCCGCCCCCAAGCUCUUACCCUCCUCCCAAUCUGCCUCCGCCCACCCCAUCUUACCCCCCUCCAGGCUACAACCCCAGCUACCCCCCUCCGCCCCCGCGUAUGCCACCAGGGCACACUGUGCCCCCUCCUGUAAUGGGCUUACCACCCGCUGGGUACCCACCUCCACCCGGCCAACCUCAGGUGCCCCUGCCGCCCCACGGCAUGCCGCCUGUGGCAGGAAUGAACAGAGGGGCAUGGAUGAGAUGAGAGGUGAUUAAAUCAGUCCUUCACAUCUUGUUUAGGCCCAUGAUACAAUAUACAGUCUGUAUCAGCUUUCUAUGUAUUCUGAUGCAGGAUUCACAGGAAGGGACAGACAUUUCAGCCGCCUGGGUUUAAAGGGAUAUUUCACCCCAAAAUGAAAAACUGGAAAAAAAAUAUUCACUGUUCCUCGUGUUGUUCUUAACCUGUAUGCAAAAACAAAAAGGACCAAAAACACAUCUAAAAAAACUAACCAUACGAUUUGUGAUCUAUGACUUUCUGAAGUCGUAUUAUAGAGAUGUUUUUAGCUUUUUACAAAGCUUUUUUAUUAUAUGGUUUCAGAUCUCAAGUAGUAGGUGUUACUUCCUUUUCUGGUUAUGAGUUGUUUUUUUAUGAAAAGAUCUGACAUGAUGUGAAGCUUCAUAAAAUAAAAACCACAGGUUUGGAAUAGCAUGAGGGUUUUCUGUUUGGGGAAACUGUCCCGUUAAGUUCAUUCACAUCACCACUUCCCUUCCAAACCCAUUUCUGUGAAUUAAUAAUGCUUUUUUUGGUUGUACAUAUGAUUUAUUCUGUAUUCUCUUUAGAGAACCUUAUUUCAGUUUUAUGUAUUCAUUCACCUUUGGCAUUGCUUUCUAGUUGGUGUGUUGCAGAAUUCAUAUUAUUUUCAUCGCAACAAUAGGUGAAAAUAUCCCACAAAUCAUCCUUAGCAUCCUUUUAUUCAGAAGCAUUUCUGGCAUCUUUGACUGACCUGAGAUCAGUUCUGUUGAUUGAUUGGACAUGUGAGUUCCAGUUUCCCGUAUAUGUGCCUUAGAUGGGUUAGUAUUUAAUCAGAGAAGGACUUGCUAUGCUCAGUCACCUUGUGUUUACCUGUUGCUGUUUUUUAGGCAGAUAAUAAAAGUCUUUUCCCCCUUGUGCA
Molecule: messenger RNA, 2788 nt
Organism: Carassius auratus (goldfish)
Lineage: Eukaryota; Metazoa; Chordata; Actinopteri; Cypriniformes; Cyprinidae
Product: cyclin-K
Exons: 11
Coding region: 238-1881 (547 amino acids)
Biological process (GO): regulation of transcription by RNA polymerase II
Molecular function (GO): cyclin-dependent protein serine/threonine kinase regulator activity
Source: RefSeq, a predicted model, not a curated record